This is a messenger RNA of Homarus americanus (American lobster), 1505 nucleotides long. RefSeq names its product developmentally-regulated GTP-binding protein 2-like. The coding region runs from base 112 to 1209 and encodes 365 amino acids. Gene Ontology annotation, biological process: cytoplasmic translation. The record is from RefSeq and is a predicted model, not a curated record. Lineage: Eukaryota; Metazoa; Arthropoda; Malacostraca; Decapoda; Nephropidae. The transcript is spliced from 8 exons. Gene Ontology annotation, cellular component: cytoplasm. Gene Ontology annotation, molecular function: GTP binding; GTPase activity.
GUUGGGCAACAUGAACCACCUGGCCAGCAGCAGAAAGACAACAACACGUUUCCUUCUCCUCGGCUGCCAAACAAUAUUUUCUCCUCAAUCAGCUGACAAAACUAAUACAAGAUGGGCAUCCUCGAGAGGAUCGGAGAAAUUGAGAAGGAGAUCGCCCGGACACAGAAGAAUAAAGCCACUGAAUACCACUUGGGUGUGCUGAAGGCCAAGCUCGCCAAGUACCGCACACAGCUGCUCGAACCCCAGGGCAAGAAAGGGGAGAAAGGCGAGGGUUUCGAUGUUAUGAAAAGCGGAGAUGCCCGAGUGGCGCUAAUUGGUUUCCCAUCUGUCGGCAAGUCUACCCUCCUGAGCACGCUGACCAACACUCAGAGCGUAGCGGCAUCCUACGAGUUCACGACACUGACUUGUAUCCCGGGAGUUAUUGAAUAUAAAGGGGCCAACGUCCAACUGUUGGAUUUGCCCGGUAUCAUUGAAGGAGCCUCUCAGGGCAAAGGUAGAGGCAGACAGGUUAUUGCCGUGGCCAGAACAGCAGAUUUAGUGAUCAUGAUGGUAGAUGUUACUAAAGGUGAGGUACAGAAGGAACUAUUAACUGCUGAGCUGGAGGCUGUCGGCAUCAGACUUAACAAGAAGAAACCCGGCAUCUACUUUAGGCAAAAGAAAGUUGGUGGUAUAAAGUUCAACGCCACUUGUACGCUGACCAAGAUUGACGAGAAGAUGGUGCAGAUGAUUCUACAUGAGUACAAAAUCUUCAACGCUGAGGUGAUAUUCAGAGAAGACUGUGCAGCGGAUGAACUGAUCGACGUCAUCUCUGGUAAUCGUGUGUACAUGCCGUGCCUCUACGUGUACAACAAGAUCGAUCAGGUAUCCAUCGAGGAAGUGGACAGAGUCGCUCAUCAGAAUAGCUGUGUUGUGGUCAGUUGUAACAUGAAGCUGAACUUGGACUACUUGCUGGAGAGGAUGUGGCAGGAACUUUCUCUUCUCCGUAUUUACACAAAGAAGCCCGGGAGAGCUCCGGAUUUUACCGACCCGAUCAUUCUGCGAGGGGGGGCCACCGUAGAGCACGUCUGUCACUCUAUCCAUCGGUCUAUUCUAUCUGUCUUCAAAUAUGCACUAGUUUGGGGUAAGAGCACAAAAUUCAAUCCCCAGAGAGUCGGCAUCCACCACAUAAUGAGCGACGAAGAUGUCAUUCAAAUUGUUACCAAAAAAUAGGUGGAUUAUUAUAACGUGUUAACCUUCCAAAAUAUUGUUAAGUUAAAUCAUUCACUAUCUCUCCCAAUAUUUAGUAUCCCCCCCAAAAACCCUUGAAAUAUCAGAAUUUUAUUUGAAGACGGAGAGUGUAUAGUUGUGGCGAAAAUUUCCUGAACUGUUGGCUAAUGUGGGGUAUCUACUCUGAGGUCAGAUACAGUGGUCCCUCGGUUAACGAACACAAUUCAUUCCAGAAGGUCGUUCGUUAACAGAAAAUUACGUUAACCGAAACUAUUGUUUCAAUGGGAUUUUAGGUAAUU